GCAGCGCCUGGCUCCGGAGAGCACAGCUCAACUCCCGCUGACCAGAGAGAUCGAGGGAGCCUGGGCAGCUCCAGACAGGACUAGCGCUCUGACUUUAAGUCUGCUCCGAGGGUCCUGGGACCCGGGGACCCCAGGAGAUCCGCGGGCGGGGAGCAGACAAGGGGCGGAGCCCCGGGCCGAGUCACGGUGGCUGUCAGAGGGUCUGCGGGACUCGGUGGCUUGACCUAAGGCGAGCGCCUGGAGCUCCGGGUGGUACAGCACGCCACUCCAACACAUUGAACUUAUCAUCGCAAACCGUGCUGGUGCGACAUCCUGAGCUCAGCAUCCAGCAGGUCCUGGGGAGACAGAGGGUCGGCAGGUGUCCCUGUGGAAGGAGCCGGGACAAGGACUCCAGAAAGCAUCUGGGGCAGUCUCUACAUGAUGUCGCUUCUCAGGACUGGAGGACCACCCACCCUACACUUCUGCCAUGGAGAGGGCAGAAAUGGAGAAGCAAACGCAAUCACUUCUAUUCCGUCAUUAACCACUCUGUAGACAUGUGUCCCCAUCAGAAGGCGUGAACUGCACCAAGGGGGAGAGUUCUCGUGCCCCCAGACCACUAGCACCUUCUACUGUCCCCCUAGGGGGAAGGCAGAGCCAUGGCACCUUAUAGCUGCUGUUUGGCCCUCUUGGCUCUCGCCUGGCACUCCUCUGCCUAUGGGCCUGACCAGCGAGCCCAAAAGAAGGGGGACAUUAUCCUUGGGGGUCUCUUUCCUAUCCAUUUUGGAGUAGCAGCCAAAGAUCAAGAUCUGAAGUCAAGACCAGAGUCCGUGGAGUGCAUUAGGUAUAACUUCCGUGGAUUUCGAUGGUUACAAGCCAUGAUAUUUGCCAUAGAGGAGAUAAACAGCAGCCCCGCCCUUCUUCCCAACAUGACGCUGGGCUACAGGAUAUUCGACACCUGCAACACCGUCUCCAAGGCCUUGGAGGCUACCCUGAGUUUUGUUGCCCAGAACAAAAUCGACUCUUUGAACCUGGAUGAGUUCUGCAACUGCUCAGAACACAUCCCUUCGACUAUUGCGGUGGUGGGAGCAACCGGCUCGGGUGUCUCCACGGCAGUAGCCAACCUGUUGGGGCUCUUCUACAUCCCCCAGGUGAGUUACGCCUCCUCCAGCAGGCUCCUCAGCAACAAGAACCAGUACAAAUCCUUCCUCCGCACCAUCCCCAACGAUGAACACCAGGCCACCGCCAUGGCGGACAUUAUCGAGUAUUUCCGCUGGAACUGGGUGGGCACCAUUGCCGCUGAUGAUGACUACGGCCGGCCAGGCAUUGAGAAGUUCCGAGAGGAAGCAGAAGAGAGGGACAUCUGCAUUGACUUCAGCGAGCUUAUCUCCCAAUACUCUGACGAGGAAGAGAUCCAGCAGGUGGUGGAAGUGAUCCAGAACUCCACAGCCAAGGUCAUCGUCGUUUUCUCCAGCGGCCCAGACCUAGAGCCCCUCAUCAAGGAGAUUGUGCGGCGCAACAUCACAGGCAGGAUCUGGCUGGCCAGUGAGGCCUGGGCCAGCUCCUCCUUGAUUGCUAUGCCCGAAUACUUCCAUGUGGUCGGGGGCACCAUCGGGUUCGGUCUGAAGGCCGGGCAGAUCCCAGGCUUCCGAGAAUUCCUGCAGAAAGUCCAUCCCAGGAAGUCUGUCCACAACGGUUUUGCCAAAGAGUUUUGGGAAGAAACAUUUAACUGCCACCUGCAAGAAGGCGCUAAAGGACCUUUACCUGUGGACACAUUCAUAAGAAGUCAUGAGGAAGGUGGUAACAGGUUAAGCAACAGCUCCACAGCCUUCCGACCCCCCUGCACAGGGGAUGAGAACAUCAGCAGUGUGGAGACCCCUUACAUGGAUUACGAACAUUUACGGAUAUCCUACAACGUGUACUUAGCCGUCUACUCCAUUGCCCAUGCCCUGCAAGAUAUAUAUACCUGUUUACCUGGAAGAGGGCUUUUCACCAAUGGGUCCUGUGCAGACAUCAAGAAGGUUGAGGCCUGGCAGGUCCUGAAGCACCUACGGCACCUCAACUUUACCAACAACAUGGGGGAGCAGGUGACAUUCGAUGAGUGUGGUGACCUGGUAGGGAACUAUUCCAUCAUCAACUGGCACCUCUCCCCAGAGGACGGCUCCAUUGUGUUCAAGGAGGUUGGCCAUUACAACGUGUACGCCAAGAAGGGAGAGCGACUCUUCAUCAACGAGGAGAAGAUCUUGUGGAGUGGGUUCUCCAGAGAGGUGCCCUUCUCCAACUGCAGCCGGGACUGCCUGGCGGGGACCAGGAAGGGGAUCAUUGAAGGGGAGCCCACCUGCUGCUUUGAGUGUGUGGAGUGUCCUGAUGGGGAAUACAGUGAUGAGACAGAUGCGAGUGCCUGUGACAAGUGCCCCGAUGACUUCUGGUCCAAUGAGAACCACACUUCCUGCAUUGCCAAGGAGAUUGAGUUUCUGGCGUGGACUGAGCCCUUCGGAAUCGCUCUCACGCUCUUUGCAGUGCUGGGCAUUUUCCUGACCGCCUUUGUGCUGGGCGUCUUUAUCAAGUUCCGAAACACGCCCAUCGUCAAGGCCACCAACCGAGAGCUGUCCUACCUCCUGCUCUUCUCGCUGCUCUGCUGCUUCUCCAGCUCCCUGUUCUUCAUCGGGGAGCCCCAGGACUGGACGUGCCGCCUGCGCCAGCCCGCCUUCGGCAUCAGCUUUGUGCUCUGUAUCUCGUGCAUCUUGGUGAAGACCAACCGUGUCCUCCUGGUCUUUGAGGCCAAGAUACCCACCAGCUUCCACCGGAAGUGGUGGGGGCUCAACCUGCAGUUCCUACUAGUUUUCCUCUGCACCUUCAUGCAGAUCGUCAUCUGCGUGAUCUGGCUCUACACGGCGCCCCCCUCCAGCUACCGCAACCAUGAGCUGGAGGAUGAAAUCAUCUUCAUCACGUGCCACGAGGGCUCACUCAUGGCGCUCGGCUCCCUGAUCGGCUACACCUGUCUGCUGGCUGCCAUCUGCUUCUUCUUCGCCUUCAAGUCCCGGAAGCUGCCAGAGAACUUCAACGAAGCCAAGUUUAUUACCUUCAGCAUGCUCAUCUUUUUCAUCGUCUGGAUCUCCUUCAUUCCAGCCUACGCCAGCACCUACGGCAAGUUUGUCUCCGCCGUGGAGGUGAUCGCCAUCCUGGCAGCCAGCUUUGGCUUGCUGGCCUGCAUCUUCUUCAACAAGGUCUACAUCAUCCUCUUCAAACCUUCCCGGAACACCAUCGAGGAGGUGCGCUGCAGCACCGCGGCGCAUGCUUUCAAAGUGGCAGCCCGCGCCACGCUACGCCGCAGCAACGUCUCCCGGAAGCGGUCCAGCAGCCUGGGAGGCUCCACAGGUUCCAUUCCCUCCUCUUCCAUGAGUAGCAAAAGCAACAGCGAAGACCCGUUCCCACAGCCAGAGAGGCGGAAGCAACAGCAGCCGCUGGCCCUGACUCAGCAAGAACAGCAACAGCAGCAGCCCCUGGCUCUGCAGCAGCAGCAGCAGCCACAGCAGCCCAGAUGCAAACAGAAGGUCAUCUUCGGCAGUGGUACAGUCACCUUCUCUCUGAGCUUUGACGAGCCUCAGAAGAGCGCUAUGGCCCACAGGAACUCCAUACGUCAGAACUCCUUGGAGGCCCAGAAGAGCAACGACACCUUGAGCAGACACCAGGCCCUGCUCCCCCUGCAGUGUGCAGACACGGACUCAGAAAUGACCACUCAGGAAACGGGGCCCAUGGUGGGGGACCACCAGCCAGAAAUGGAAAGUCCAGAAGAAAUGUCCCCAGCACUGGUCGUGUCCACCUCUCGGAGCUUCGUCAUUAGCGGUGGAGGCAGCUCCGUGACGGAAAACAUACUGCACUCCUAACGGAGGGAAAGACCGACUGCCCAGCGCAUAGAGUUUUUCUUGGAGUCCCAGGAAUAAGGAUGGGUCCUUCCUUUUUUCCUCGGAAGCCAGGGAUGAUAGGUACAUCAAAUGCCUGUACUCGGUUGCACUGCUUUGAAUGAAGUGAACUGACUGAUGUUCCCUUAAAAGUUAAAAGAAGAGCCAUGUUUUGGGGGGUUGUUCCAGAGCUCCUUAUCGUACCCGAGUUUAUUGAAGUCUUUUCCUCUGCUCUAUCCAUCAACAGCUCAGCUGAAAUCAAGGCUAUAAGCUACCCACCUGCGCUCUCCUUUAAAAUAUAUAUAUAUAUAUCUGUAUCCAGAAAUGCCUGCCCUGAGAUUCCACGGACAGCAUGAUCGGAAUCACAGUCCAGAGGCAGACCGAAGGGACAUCAGCUCUGUCACUACUAGAGUUGGGUCUGAAAGCCAGACCGUCACCGGGACUGUCUGGCACAUUGACAGUGGGCAGAACUUCACAUGCUCGAGACAUCAGGCGGAUGUGUCCUCCCUUAUUUAUAGAGACCUUAGGAAGUGUCGUCUUGUUUUCCUCCCUGCAGCUGCUACUGUGUGACAUCUAACGAGUGUGCAUCCCUCCUGUGGCACCAUGUCAGGACGUGUCCAGAAUCUGAUGGCAACACCACGUUCAGAUCUCACGAUUGUAAGAUCACCUCUAAGCACUGGGAAAGGACUGCCUAAUCCAAUGAGCUGUCUCUGUAAUUCAUAUUGCUGUACAUAGCUUUAUCCUUAAGAAAAAAAAAACGCUUCUGUUGCUGAAAAGUGUCACAGUCUGGGUUCUACAAGGCAGUAUUAUUGAAUUCUGUUGGCCUUUCCCGCCCCGGUGAGCAGAGCCCAUGGGGUCCCUCUCAAGACCCCAUGGCUCCUGAAACUCCCCUCUACCCCUUGCCCAAAAGGCUUUGUGAAGCCAAAUCCAGACCUGGCUCUCUAAAGAAUAAGCUCCCAGAAGAAAAUGUGGUCCCCAGUGAAGGCCACGGUCCUCUCAGCAGCAAAAUUAAAGGUGCUCCCCAGCCACCUAACUGCUAGGGAUUCAAACUUUGGAUCACAGGGACCAAGGUUCAGGCUCUGGCGUGGUCACUGGCAAGAUGGUUGAAGAUAAGCAAGGAACCUCAAGUUCUCUAAGCCCCAGCUUCUCUGAGUCUGAAGGAGGGUGUUACAGCUAUCUUCCCAUGGAGCUCUCACAUGGGUUAAGUGACAGCGUGUGUCGACAUAUUUUGGCGUGGUACCUAACACAUAGUAAGCACUUAGUGUUAGUAAAUAUGAUUAGUUAUAUCAUAACUAUUAGUUUCCACUUGCUUAGACUACACUCUAGUUUGGAUUAUGACCCUCAAGGUCCACAUGUUAAAAGACUGGUCCCUUGGGUGGCCCUCUGGGAAGGUCAUGGUGCCUUCAGGAGGUGGGGCUUAGUAGGACGUAGUUCAAUCACUGGGGUAUGCCCUGACAGUCACUGGGGUAUGCCUUGGACAGUCACUGGGAUAUGCCUUGGACAGUCACUGGGGAUAUGCCUUUGAUGGUCACUGGGGAUAUGCCCUGACAGUCACUGGGAUAUGCCUUUGACAGUCACUGGGGUAUGCCUUUGACAGUCACUGGGGUAUGCCUUUGACAGUCACUGGGGUAUGCCUUUGACAGUCACUGAGGAUAUGCCUUUGAAGGGAGUUAUGGGACUCUGGCCCCAUCCUCCUUCUGUCUCUUUAAUUUCCUGGCCAUAAGAUGAAGAGUUCGCUCUGACACAGGCUGCCCAUCACUCCCACCUAGCACCCCAUCAGGGACCCAAAACAAUGGUCCACAGGAGCAUGGACCAGAACCUCCAAAACAAAGCAUCAAGAUUAACUUUUUUCUCUCUCUAAUUGUCUGAAAUAUCUUAUUAUGCUGAGAGAAAGCUGACUAAUAUAGAAUAUAAAGCAAAACUCUUACUAAGCAUUCAGGUUUUAAUGCCUAAUCCACUGAUCACAAUAACUUGCUUCAGAAUAAGUCCAAAAUUUCUGAGGCCCAGGUCAAGGUGUCAGCAGGAGCCACAGUCCUAACCCCACCGCAAAAAAAGAGCGUUCUGCCUCUGUGGUAGCAGUACCAUCUCCAGCACCAUCACUGGCUGGCAAUUACUCAGAUCAGAUUCCAGCGAGCUAGGCUGACCCCAAGACCAAGCCAUAGAACGUCAAUCCAUCAGUGGUCUAAACUUACAGUUCGUGGUGAGUCUUCCCCGACCACUUCCUUCUGAGGAUUUUGAAGGUAACAAUUGGCAUUGUAACCGUGAAGAGCAUUGAGGAUUACAAGGGGGCACAGUAGAGAGCGGCCCUGUCACAGAACACAGAACUGUCCUGGUGAGACACCAACACUCCAGCCAGAAAGGGCACAGCCUGGCAGAGCCUGUGGCUGUCUGCCAUCACCCUCUGAGCAAGGCACCAAGCUGAGGGAAGAGUUCAUUUUUAACAUUUCACUUGGCCCUAAAAUAAAUAAAUAACCAAAACAAAAAAUAGCAGUCAAAAGUUUAGUGGCUUUUCAUAAAUGUGUGACAAAACUGUGUGGCAAUAACCUCUACAUAAUGUCACACAGUCAUCCUUCCUGUUCUGAUUACAGUGCAUACAGACCCUUCUUCCACAAGUCACCUCCUCAUCCCAUGAUGACAAAAUAAGGCUCACCAGGGAAAACACUGGACUGACUGACGGUUGCAGUGUGCUCAUUGUGACGGGCUGGCACAUCAAGUAAGCUCUAGGACCAUCCUCAUCAGGAAGGCAGAUGGCACCACCACACCAGGCACAACUCCUCAUCCAAUCACAGGGACAAGACAGGAAUUUCAUUAUGUCUCUAUAGCAACCUGCUUCUUUGAUCUCAAGUUCCUAUUCUGCCAAGCAACUGAAGCUAUAAAGUCAGAUUGGGGGUUUUCCCUGGGAAUUUCAGAGUUUUCUCAUUCAACUUAGAUUUUUAGGUAUCAGUUUGGAAGUUUGGUUUUGUUUUGUUCUGUGUUUCCUUCCUCUCUCCAGGCAAGUUGUAGCAUAAUGCAGGUGAGGGUUUCCAGUCAUAGGCAGCUCCCCUUAGCAUUGCCGAAGCCAUCUUGUCUGGCUCUCAGUGUCUGCAUUCUGGCUUCCUCCGAGGUAUCUGUGACAGGCCAUUUUCUGUUACUGUAACAGAAGAACCAAGCAGGCUAACUUUAUAAAGAAAAGAGGUUUUUAACUCAUAGUUCUGCUGGUUCAAGGGCCAAGACCCUGUGAUUGCCAUUGGUCCCCACAAUGGCAGGAAAACACGGGAAGGAAUCACACAUCAAAAUAGAAAGCCAGAAGGUGAUUCAGGGGUCAGCUUUACUCUUGUAACAACUCACUCUUGAGACCCCAGGAUCUCCAUGAGAACUGCCUUAACUCCUCAGAAAGCAGAACGCCCAGUGACCUAAAGCCUUCCCACAAGGCUCCACCUCUCAGCAUAGGCACACUAGAGGCCAAGCUCCCAACGCAUAGAGACCCUUUGGAAACCGUAUCUAAACCAUGAGAACAUCAUAUCCCCAGCCAUUCCCCAACCGUGGGAUCUGUGGUGGUUUCCAUGAAUGAAUCACUGUCUCAACUGACCGGUCCUUCCUAGGUCUGUAAGUUCCCUCAGCUCCCUCCAGGCCCAUCCUAGGGACCAGGAAACUCUAUGAGCUCUCACUGUAGGGAUCCCUUGACUGCUGCCCAUCCAUAUCAGUACAGAGACUCUGUAUGUUUACAAGCAUACAGAGCACACACAAGUAAGAAACGGGGUGAAACCUGUGUGCAAGACAGAAUGAUGUUCAGCCAAAGAUGUCCACGAUUACAGCUCCACAGCCUGUGAUUGUAUCAAGGCAAUGGGGAUCGAAGUUGCUGAUUGAAUUAAGAUUCCAUCUGGUUUACCAUGAGGUAGGAGCCUCCAGAACCAUCAGUGACGGGUGGUACAAUGUGAGGAAAACUGCAGACCACCCAUCCACCACUGCUUUGUGUGGGGAAGGAAGUGAGGGACAAAGGGAUGCGGCUUAUUUCUGGAAGCUGGACAGAGUAAGAGUCCUGAUUCUCCCCAGGAAUUUCCAGGAAGGAACACGGAGCUAGAGACCUUGGUUUCAGCCUAGCGACACCCUUUGAGGACUUCUGACCUCUGGAACUCUAAAAUAAUAAAUGUGUGUUGUUUUAA
Molecule: messenger RNA, 8020 nt
Organism: Peromyscus californicus insignis
Lineage: Eukaryota; Metazoa; Chordata; Mammalia; Rodentia; Cricetidae
Gene: Casr
Product: calcium sensing receptor
Exons: 7
Coding region: 636-3863 (1075 amino acids)
Biological process (GO): G protein-coupled receptor signaling pathway; detection of calcium ion; intracellular calcium ion homeostasis
Cellular component (GO): membrane
Molecular function (GO): G protein-coupled receptor activity; calcium ion binding
Source: RefSeq, a predicted model, not a curated record